This is a messenger RNA of Carcharodon carcharias (great white shark), 2665 nucleotides long. It is a transcript of the gene raver2, whose product is annotated as ribonucleoprotein, PTB-binding 2. Gene Ontology annotation, cellular component: cytosol. The transcript has 16 exons. The record is from RefSeq and is a predicted model, not a curated record. Gene Ontology annotation, molecular function: mRNA binding. Lineage: Eukaryota; Metazoa; Chordata; Chondrichthyes; Lamniformes; Lamnidae. Bases 72 to 2483 code for a protein of 803 amino acids.
GUCUCCGCCCUCUUUUUUUAACCGGCCUCGGGCUCGCGGCCGCUUCGAUUUGUAACGGCUGCCGCUCCAAAAUGGCGGCCCUCCCGUAUCCGCAGGCGGUGAUGGGCUCCGUCUUCCCGCAGCGGGGCCAGGUGGCGGGGGAAGAGCGGGAGCUGCCGGCCCUGGAGCCUCAAGAGAUCGAGCGGCGGCUGCAGAGGACCCGCAGGGAGCUGAGCAACAGGCGGAAAAUCCUCCUGAAGAACCUGCGGACGGACAGCGGCAGCCAGGAAGUACAUGAAUUGCUGAAAGAUUAUGAAUUGAAGUACUGCUAUGUGGAUAGGAACAAAGGAACCGCUUUUAUCACUUUGCUGAAUGGAGAACAAGCACAGGAUGCCAUUCACAAAUUUCAUAAGUCCACUUUCCAGGGAAGAGAGAUAUCUGUUCAGCUACAACCUACUGAUACCUUGCUUUGCAUUACUCAGCUACCGUUGUCCUACACUCAACAACAGUUUGAAGAACUGGUCCGCCUUUAUGGGAACUUGGAGAGGUGUUUCCUUGUUUAUAAUGAGACUACUGGUCAUUCAAAGGGUUAUGGUUUUGUGGAAUACAUGAAGAAGGACUCUGCUGCUCGAGCUAAAUCUGAACUUAUGGGUAAACAGCUGGGGCCUUUCAUACUGUAUGUGCAGUGGACAGAUGUUGAUCAUCUCUCAGCUGAUUUCCUUCAUUCAAAGUGCCUUUGCAUUGAUAAAAUUCCCCAUGAUUAUAAAGAUGCAGAGGAACUGACGCAACUCUUCUCUCAGAAGUUUAAGCCACUUUUCUGUCAGCUUGCCCAGGCCUCAGGUAGCCAUCCUUCUUUUGCAGUGGUGGAGUAUGAGACUGCAGAUCAAACUGAAUUAGUACAGCGAUCAACUGAUGGAAUAUUUAUUGGGGGUAGCCAAGCCCGCGUUUCGUUUUGUGCACCAGGGCCUCCGGGCCGCAGUACACUGGCAGCACUUAUUGCUGCUCAGAGGUUGUUGCUAAACAGCAGGAAGGGCCUUCUUCCUGAACCCAACCCGUUGCAGAUUAUAAACAGCCUGGGUAACCCUGCUGCCUUGCCAUUGCUACUGAGGCCUUACUUCCAUGGGCAUGCUAGCAAAAAAAAUGUUUUAGGAAAUACUAGCAACCUGCCUGUUUUGCCGAACCCUGUACUGACUGCAGCCUUGCUUCAGAUAAAUCAAACACAGAACGCUGUGUUGGGAAAUGGACUGUUUCAGAAUCUACUACGAAUGCAGGUAGCACAACAACAGCUGCUCCUGAACAAGGAGAAUCCAGCAAUGAACAACAAGACCAGUUUACUUGGCGACCCAUCUGUUUUACUGCAAGCGGCUUUGGGCCUAGGACCAACUACAAUGUUGAACCCUGGGAAAGGAAUUUUGGCUGAUUCACCAAAGGGUAUUCCAGUUCCUGCAUUGCCUGUUGAAUUUGCUAAAGCAGCUGCUCAGCCACCAGUGGGGAUUUUGCCAUUUCACUCCAAUCAGAAAUUUCUGGGACAAGAUACAACUGAGCAACUGUUGGAGAAGCCAAGUGUAGUCAUUGGGCCACCUCCAGUUUCUGCUUCUGUCACACAGGCACAUCUUCAAGGAAUCCCUAAUUCUGUUCUGGGAAGCUUGAUGACCAGUUACCAAAAACAGCAAACCCAGCCAAAAGCAUCGAUGAGUGGUGCUGCUUGGAGUACUACAACAAGCAACCAGACAUCAUUGCUGGGAAUCCCACCACCUGAUCUAAAAAUGCCGAACAAUCCUUAUCUUAACUUUUGCAAUAUACUGCCAAACUUGAAUUUGCAUGUUGGAAAUGCCAGUAAGCACACUCCUGGGCAACAGCACAUUGGAGUCUUGGAAUCCAUGUUGAAUCCAGCAAUCUCACGGGCAGUCACAACACCUGAACUGCUGCAGUCAUCAGCCUCGCAGUACACAUUUGGCUGCUAUCCUGAGUAUACAUCCAGCUGUGGGGAGUAUUCACAGGAUACCAUGCAACAGUGGUACCAGAACUAUGCUCCAUCACAUAACUCUGAACCGUUUGUAGUAGGGUGUGAGAAAGAGCAGAGUGAGGUACCAGCGCCAGCUUUUGUUCAGACAUCUGUAGCUCCUGUUGAAAUGUUCUAUAAUCAGCACACAUCUGUAAAUACCAGUGUGGACUACAGUAUGGCUGUGCAGGUGGUGCCUUCUUAUUACGCUGCAAGUCAAACCUACUUCCCGGGAAGCAUGCAAAGUGGCCAAACCAACAAGGGACCUCCUUGUGCUACAGCCCAGCAGUCACUUGCUCCAGGGGCUGGAAUCUUAGGUCCAGCCCCAGUGGGAAACCCCAUGACUAAUUUCAAGUCUCCAGUGACUGGCCAGAAACGUGCAUCUUCCUACCUCCUGCCUUCCCCUGAAGUGAGUCCAGAUGGCGGCUAUGUUGGACAGCACUCACAGGGCCUCGGUGGCCAUUAUGCUGAUUCAUAUUACAAGAAAAAGAGGAUAUUUUGACUUUUUUGCUGUGUUAUUUUUGCUGCUGUUUCUUUUUGCCUAUUGCUGGAUAGUUCUUCUAAAUGUGAAACUGCCUGUGUCAAUACAUUUUGUUUAGAAAAAAUUAUUUUUAAAAAAACAUAAGUUUUAAUGGUCUCCUUAAAUUUUUAUGUUGAACAGAACUUUUUUAAUCUCGACUCCCC